Brienomyrus brachyistius is the source of this 1112-nucleotide messenger RNA. RefSeq lists its product as uncharacterized. Bases 87 to 1112 code for a protein of 341 amino acids. The record is from RefSeq and is a predicted model, not a curated record. The transcript is spliced from 2 exons. NCBI's taxonomy places the organism in Eukaryota, Metazoa, Chordata, Actinopteri, Osteoglossiformes, Mormyridae.
UACUGGUGAGGCGCACUGGUCUCCUAUAGUGUCUUGUGGCCUAAAGCCCUGUGAUGGUGUAGUACCUGCAGUGUGACCAGUGGCUGAUGGGCGGUUCAAAGUCCUGUGAUGCUGUAGUACCUCUGCAGUGUGACCAGUGGUUUGUGGAUGGUUCAAAGCCCUGUGAUGCUGUAGUACCUCUGCAGUGUGACCAGCGGCUGAUGGGCGGUUCAAAGCCCUGUGAUGCUGUAGUACCUCUGCAGUGUGACCAGUGGCUGAUGGGCGGUUCAAAGCCCUGUGAUGGAGUAGUACCUCUGCAGUGUGACCAGUGGCUGAUGGGCGGUUCAAAGCCCUGUGAUGCUGUAGUACCUCUGCAGUGUGACCAGCGGCUGAUGGGCGGUUCAAAGCCCUGUGAUGCUGUAGUACCUCUGCAGUGUGACCAGCGGCUGAUGGGCGGUUCAAAGCCCUGUGAUGCUGUAGUACCUCUGCAGUGUGACCAGUGGCUGAUGGGCGGUUCAAAGCCCUGUGAUGCUGUAGUACCUCUGCAGUGUGACCAGUGGCUGAUGGGCGGUUCAAAGCCCUGUGAUGCUGUAGUACCUCUGCAGUGUGACCAGCGGCUGAUGGGCGGUUCAAAGCCCUGUGAUGCUGUAGUACCUCUGCAGUGUGACCAGUGGCUGAUGGGCGGUUCAAAGCCCUGUGAUGCUGUAGUACCUCUGCAGUGUGACCAGUGGCUGAUGGGCGGUUCAAAGCCCUGUGAUGCUGUAGUCCCUCUGCAGUGUGACCAGCGGCUGAUGGGCGGUUCAAAGCCCUGUGAUGCUGUAGUACCUCUGCAGUGUGACCAGUGGCUGAUGGGCGGUUCAAAGCCCUGUGAUGCUGUAGUACCUCUGCAGUGUGACCAGCGGCUGAUGGGCGGUUCAAAGCCCUGUGAUGCUGUAGUACCUCUGCAGUGUGACCAGCGGCUGAUGGGCGGUUCAAAGCCCUGUGAUGCUGUAGUACCUCUGCAGUGUGACCAGCGGCUGAUGGGCGGUUCAAAGCCCUGUGAUGCUGUAGUACCUCUGCAGUGUGACCAGCGGCUGAUGGGCGGUUCAAAGAGGGGUUUCCUACUCUCCUGUCUGUCUGCUCACUCAGUCUGA